This is a messenger RNA of Labrus bergylta (ballan wrasse), 2986 nucleotides long. RefSeq names its product cell cycle progression 1 (gene ccpg1). NCBI's taxonomy places the organism in Eukaryota, Metazoa, Chordata, Actinopteri, Labriformes, Labridae. The record is from RefSeq and is a predicted model, not a curated record. Gene Ontology annotation, cellular component: membrane.
UGGGCUUCGCAGUGUUGUUAACUGAAAAACCCGAGGCUAAGGGGGCUAGGCGGCAUACUCUUAAUAUUUACAGUCCAUGGGUAUGCUGCAAUAACUCCGGGGGCUUCUGUAAUCAGCUGCGGCGUCUUAAGACGUGAAACACCGAUCCCUGUACAUGGGUGACAAACUGACAGAAAUGUCAGAGACUUCAAGUGAUACAGAGUCGUCCUGUGGCUGGACCAUUGUUAGUAAUGAGGGUUCAGAUAUUGAGACGCUGGGCCCAGAGGCUGUGGUGGAGUAUGGAGCAGAGUUGUUAGAGUGCCCUCAAGUGGCCAAAGCAGAGCUGCAGGAACCGGCAUCGGCAUCUGCUGGUGCGUGUGCUGAGGAGGAAGCUGCUGACUCACUUGAUGACACUCUGGGAGAAAAAACUAUUGAUGAGACACUCUAUGCCUCUGAGGCCGGUAACGACACCACAGGGAAAGAGCAUGUGACUGUGCUGUCCUCCAGCGAUCACUCGGACAUCGUGACUCUGAGAGACUUGAAGGAGGAUGAGCACGCUGAGGUGGAAGAAGAGGCAGAAGCAAACAAAGAGUUCUAUAUGGGCACCUCCUGCAGCAGCCAGUAUGCCUUCACUGCUGCUGAAACUGUUUUCCCAGUACAACAGCCUGCAGUGACAAACUCAAGCAGCAGUGAGGACGAAGCCGGAAGAAGCCCAAGUACCGUAAUCCGAAGACGAAGGUUUAGGAAGAAUACCACGAGCAUCGUGACGGAGCCUGAAGAGGAGGAGGAGGAGCUGGAGUCAGACCACAGUGAGGAGGAGGAGGAGGAUAAAGAACAGAGGCAGCAGGAGGAACAGACUGAAGUUAGUCCAGAUGAUCUUGAUGUCAGCAUCCAGGGACAGCGCAGCAGCAUCCUCAACAAGUGUGUCCUGAUCGCCCUCCUCAUCGCCAUCAGCAUGGGCUUUGGUCAUUUCUAUGGUACAGUCCAGAGUCAAGAAAAACAAAAGACUGGGGAGAAAAUCCGAGUGAAUGAGCUUGAUAGUGUGAGAGAUCUGCUUCAGCGACACAUGAGGGAACUACCUUUAACAAAUGAGAAGGGUGACUUUGAUGACCUGGAUGAGCAAAAAGUGAUUUCCCUGCUCACAGAGGUGAUUGAGAAGAUGAAGAAAGAGAACCAGGGGCUCAGCGUCAAACAGGCCCACAUUCAGGCCCAGAGAGAUGACCUGGAGACUUUGCUGAAACAGAAGACUGAUGAGAGAACUAAGAUUAUGUCUCAGCAGCAGAGGGUGAUGGCGGAGAAUCAGCUGCUGAAAAGCUCCCUGGAACGUGAAGAGAAGUCCCUGUCUGCCUUACAGGAGGAGCUGCGAAACCUGCGCUCUAAGAUCAGAGAGCGGGAGGCAACGGGAGCUGCUGACUCACCGCUUUCAGAAAACCAGAGGCUGAAAGACCAGCUGGAGGAGGAGAAACGGUUGAUCCGAAGCCAGAGAGAAGACAUGAUGGUUGAAGCACAGACACUGAGGAAGAAGCUGGACAAGGAGAGGAAGGUCACAGACGAGCUGAGGAGAGAGUUAAACCUGCUGAGAAGUCGUAUGUCUGGAGAAAAGGACGGCGGUUCAGGGUCAGAUGAGCUGCAGUCACGACUGAUGGAGCUGGAGAAGAGACUGAGCUUUGAGCAGCAACGCUCUGACCUGUGGGAGAGGCUGUAUGUGGAAACCAAAGAAGACAGAUCCAAGGGAGACACAGAGUCUAAAGUGAAAAAAACCAAGGAGGGCAUGGCAGGUAAAGUUAAAGAGACAUUUGAUGCUGUGAAGAACUCGACCAAGGAGUUCGUCCAUCACCAUAAAGAGCAGAUAAAGAAAGCAAAGGAGGCUGUGAAGGAGAACCUGAGGAAAUUCUCAGAUUCCGUUAAACUGACUUUCAGAAACUUCAAGGACUCAGCGUCAACCUUCGUUAACAAAGCCAGAGGCUUUUAUGAGAAGAGACAUGGAGAGAAGAACAGAAAGGAGUCGUGGCAGCACAGAUACAAGCCUCACCACAGACACUCGCACAAAUACGACGAGUCCUUCCAGAGCAACGACAACACGCGAAAAUCAGGAGACAAAACUCACCAAGAUGAAGGUCCAAGCACCCACAAGGCCAACCACAAAGGAUGCUCCGGGGUUUUUGACUGCGCUUACCAGGAGUCCAUGAGUCUCUUCAACAAAGCUAUGCAGCCAAUAAGAGCAGACGAGUUUUACCAGCUGAUGCGGAGCUACCUGCAGCAAGAGGUCGACCACUUCCACCACUGGGAGGAGCUUGAGAUGUUCAUCAACAACUUCUUCCACAAUGGAGUGUUUAUCCACGACCGCAUGCUGUUCACAGACUUUGUCAGUGGCGUGGAGGACUAUCUGUCACACAUGCACGAGUAUCAUGGCCACGAUGACGAUGUGUUUGAAGAUCUGGAUGACUACAUUUACAGACACUUCUUUGGAGAGGCUUACAGAAAAAGCUACGGCCCGCGUGGGCCCUUUGAGAGACCCGAUGACUCGAAGGAAUCGUCGAGGGCGAAGCAUCACCAGCGAAAGCAGCAGAGAGCCAGAUCUCAAGCUCACGGUGAACGCAAGUGGAGCCGAUCAGGAAAAACCACAGACAGACACAUAGAUGAUGUCAAAAUAGAACUGGGUCCAAUGCCGUUUGAUCCGAAAUACUAAAACCUUCAGCUGGGUUAAUGUUAUUGUUGCUAAAUUCUAUUUCAGGUUGUAUUUAGAUGCUUUUAUUUGUAAGUUUGCACAAUGUCAAUGUUUUUGCUACUGAAUGUCCUUCAUCUGUUCUGCCUUUAGUGAAGUUGUUGUUUUUAGGUUUGCCUGAAAGAUGUGGCAUCGACGUUAUCUUCACGUUAGUAACUCAAGAAGUCUCACUUUAUUCUACAAAUGUAAAAUAUAUUUUUGACCUCUAGAUGAUUUCCUGCUAAAACAUCACUGACGCACAAAAACAACUUUAGUACUUACAGUAUGUUUAAAAAAAACAAA